GGUUCGCACCGACUCGUGCCGUCCGGGCCUGACAACCACGCCGGGUAUGUCUGGAUCGCCAGCAUCCUGUGCUUGAUCUAUAGCGGUCUGGCUACCAUCAUCAGAACCGUGGUGAAAUGGCACGUGUUCGGCCUAGAUGACCACCUUCUAUUCUUUGCCAUGGCCUUCCUCGCGUCGGAAAUACUCGCCGUUAUUGUUCUGUGUCUGGCCAAGUGCUCAACGGCAGCCUUGAUACUUCGAAUCUUCACAGCGGACGGGGAGCGUGGGAAACGCUGGGUCACCUGUUGGCUGGUCGUGGGAGCAAGCACCGCCUGGGGCAUCGGCUCCGUCCUGGCUCUGGCCAUCAGUUGUGAUGCCAGCGCAGUGCUGACGACGGAGAAUCUCUCCCAAUGUCCAAACCAGAUACAUCGCUGGCAAGCCAUCACCGCCCUCGAUAUUACCAUAGACAUCAUCACAUGCGCCCUGCCGGCCAUCUUCACCUGGCCUAUGAACAUGCCGUCCCGGCUGAAGUUCAAGGUGACGGCGGCAUUCAUCUUCCGCGCGCUCUUCGUCGUGCUCUCGGGAAUGCACCUCCACUACCUUCAGACAUACGCCGGCGCCGCAGAGCCGCAGUUGGCCGUCACCGACGGUGCGGUGCUACAGCAGGCCAUGAUCGCCUGCACCAUCAUCUCGGCCACCGUGCCGAACCUGAAGGGCUUCAUGAAGGCGUUCCACACGGGGAUGGGCAACCUGGGGUUCGAGAGGCCCAGCCGAGGCGGGACCAAGAGCUCGAGCUAUGCUCUGCAGACGAUCGGGGGCUCGCUCAUGAAGGGGGUGCGGGGUGCGGUCAGGCUGCCCUCGGACCGGAGCCGCGACCGCGACGAGAUGAGCGAUGGGCUUGGUGGCGAAGAAGAGGAGGCAGGUCCUCCUCGAUUCCGUCCAGAUAUGUGCAGGCACGAGACGAGCGUGGUGCACUCGAACAACAGGAGCGGGACGACGGAAGAGGAGGAAGAGGAGGAAGGGAGAAGCCUGAGGAGAAGCGGGAGCCGGGAGCUCAUCAUCAGAAAGCAGGUAGACUGGAAAGUAUCCCAUGAG
This is a messenger RNA of Cryphonectria parasitica EP155, 1074 nucleotides long. RefSeq lists its product as uncharacterized. Lineage: Eukaryota; Fungi; Ascomycota; Sordariomycetes; Diaporthales; Cryphonectriaceae. The record is from RefSeq and is a predicted model, not a curated record. The annotation marks the transcript as partial. The transcript has 3 exons.